AAUACAAUAGUUUAAAAAGACCAUCAAAAUGAUCAGUCGAAUUGUCAUAGUCUGCCUUUUGGCACAUUUGGUGCACAACGCUGUCCUUGGAGCUCCAGUAGAACGCUCACAACUUCUUUCGUCAAUCCAAGAAAUUCAACGAAAGUACGGAUCAAUGGAAAAUGAGGAAACGCCAUCCAAAGAAAAAAUCGGUUCUGAGUUGGAGAACAUAAAUGACGGCAAACCGGAAGUUGACGUAGACAAUAUAGAAAACAUGGAUUCGAUGGUGGAAAGCGUUGAAAAUGAAACUCCCAAAGAUUCAUUACGCAAAACUAAAACGCUCAAGUCAAAGCUGUUCGAAGACCUCACCGCACAGGGUACCCAGAGAAAGAACAAAAUGUACGGAUUUUACGGAUAUUACCCGCAGCCAACCUAUCCACAGCCAUCCUAUCCACAGCCAACCUAUCCACAGUCAAACUAUCCACAGCCAACUUAUCCACAACAAAUGGCUUAUCCGUCCUACUAUCCGCUGGAGUACUAUGAUGACUAUGUUCCUCUCGAAAACUAUCCAAACGUCAACUCACUAGUCAAUCUUCAAAAUUACCAACAGAACAUGGCGGCAUACCAGAACAUGGCAGGAAUUCAGAGUCUGAACGGUUAUCAACUGCCAAACGUCCCGUCAACUAGCAUUCCUAAUCUGAACAAUUUGGAUAACCACCAAGCGUCGCAGGACUAUCAAAGUAUUGGUGGAUACUCAAACAAUGAAAACAUGGAAGAUGAAGAAAUCUUGUCUCGUACCAACCAAGGUGUUCGCCGCCGUCCCAACCAAAAAAAUUCACCAAUUUACUACAUCCGUUUGCCUCCAACUCCGUACAUGUUUGUUCCUGGGCUCGGAUACAUCUCGCAGCCUCCAACAAUCCAGCCAAUGACUCCAGCCGUUCCUCAGUACCCACAGUUGGCUCCACCAGUAAACAUGAGUCCUUUCUACAACUUGCCCCUCAACUUUGUGUCUAAUGGCAAGCCGUCCGGAAUCUAUCAGUGGGGAGGAGCGCCAUCUCCUGCUCCAAUGCCUCAACCGGCGUACGCUUUGCCAUAUCCUGUCGCGCGACCACCACCAGGUCGUCCUGCUUUCAGGCCUAAUCCAUUCGUGCAGGACUCCAAGAUCACACACCUAAAAGGACCGUUCAUCUUCAACGGCAGACCAGAAGAAAUUUUCCUGCUACAAAAUUCAAUCAAUCCUUUCUUCCAGUCACCAAUGAAUCAAAUCAGCCCUAUGAAUGGCUAUUACUAAAAUGUGUUAAGAUUUUAUUGUGUACUCAAGACAAUGGAAUACUAAGCAAGUCAUGUGGUGGGUUUCGUAUAUCUUAUUUCCACUGGUGUUAUUGAUUAAAAAUGCAUGAUUCCCCUCAUUUUGCCAACGUUUUAGUGAUUUAUCAUGAUUGGGAAUGAUGCGCAAGCUUUCAGCGUUUUCAGCUAUACAUAGUUGAUUUGAAUAACACA
Molecule: messenger RNA, 1479 nt
Organism: Ochlerotatus camptorhynchus
Lineage: Eukaryota; Metazoa; Arthropoda; Insecta; Diptera; Culicidae
Product: protein enabled
Exons: 2
Coding region: 29-1270 (413 amino acids)
Source: RefSeq, a predicted model, not a curated record